AUACUUCACAAUGUGUCUUUAUCUAAAGCCAACCAGGGUCGAAGCCAAAAGGGUCAUCAAUGAAGAGGCCACAGUUCCACUUUGACCUGUGGUUCUAUCUCACAGUGCAAAACUGGGUACUGGACUUUGGAAGGCCCAUUGUAAUGGUAUGGUCAAACUGCUGGGCGAUUCAACGCCAGGACAGCCCGAAAAUAUUUUGGGGUAUCUCAGAUUGUUCUGGCAAUUCUUACAUAGAAACGUCAUUGGGGUGAAGGAUAUUUGACAUGCUUUUUACAUUUGUAUCACAAACCGUUUUUGAGAAAAUCAUGAUGAAAGUAGCCAUUUUAGGCUUCCUCAUAUCCCAAAGAGGGAUAAGCUUACCACACUGGGUGGAGUACGUUACUCCAUAACAAUGCAAUACAUCUUGAAGGAAAUUAUUGUUGACACAAAUCCAUUAUGGAUUACUUUAGUCAACCAUAUAAGGUUCAUGUGGAGGUGUAUUUGAACAGGGAUGGCUGCUGCACAUUUCCAGUCCCUCCACUCAAGUGCAGGUUAACUUUGUGUUGGUCUUUGUCAACAGAGUCAUUUAGAGUUAGAUUCCCAUGACAAAUGUUGUCUUAAAAUUGUCAUAACAAAUCAUAAUGGAAUGAACACGAUCAAACAUGAUUUGAUAGACUCUCUAAUAGGUUGAUAAACGUGUACUUCUAUGAUGCACAAACUAUACCCUUUCAUUCACAUGUUUGGCCACACCAUUUUGAACUAUUGUAACAAACAAGCUAAUCUAUACGAAAUGUAAGCCCUUUUUAGACCUAUACAUGCCUGCUGUAAUGUAGUUUGGUUGAAAUUAUACAACCAUUAUGUAGAAAUUAUGUUGAACAUAAUAAUAAAUUACAUUGAUCAAUCUGACACAAAUAUGAUGUGAAUAAAUGCAACAGGCCCUGUGCGUCUCUGGAGGAAUCUAGUCAUGGUAGCGAGCAUUACAUCUCCUCUCAGUAUGAAAAUAUAAUGAACAUGUGUCUAACUUGCACUGUUAUCAAAUUAUUAAGAGACUAGAUACAUUUUACAUUUUAGUCAUUUAGCAGACGCUCUUAUCCAGAGCGACUUACAGUUUAGUGAGUGAAUACAUUUUUCAUACUGGCCCCCCGUGGGAAACGAACCCACAACCCUGGCGUUGCAAGCGCCAUGCUUUACCAACUGAGUGACAGGGGACUAGCUUAUCCUGGCGACCAAUGUUCUAGCAUGAAUAUAUUGAGGCAAGCAGAUCAGAGACGUGAAGGUGGAACCCAAGAAUGUGCAGUGUAUAGUGAAAAUAACAACUGUCAAUAGACCUAAAUGAUGAGCGUAUAGUCAAUCAAAUAAUUACUCUGUAGAACGAGGAAUGCAUUUACUCAAUUCAACUAAUAGAAUGUAUUAGUCACAAAAGAAUGAACACUCAAACAAUUGAGUGGACAUGAUACCUUCCAGAAUACUCCGAGAAAAUGACUGUCCCCAAUAGGCUUAACGUGGUUACACGUGUCUUCAGUUCAGAAUCAUCUCUAAAAGAAAAAGCAGUGUGACACAGGAGCUUGCUAGCAAGUUCUCAAAGUAUAAGUGAAUUCACUGUCCUUUCAACCAAAUGCAAGCACAAACUCACCCCCAACCUGAAUGAACAUUUCUUUGCACUUUUGCUAGUAAAAACAAAAGACAAGAAAACACACCCAGAUACGAAUCUAAUCAACUGAAUUUAAAUUAUAGGAGCGCACCCGUGUCGCUCCUCUUUGAGCUAUCCGCCAUCCGACGAACAAAACCUAAGUUUCCCUAUAACAAUAAAUACAUACCAAUUAAACUACAAUAAAACAUAAACAUUUGUAGCGUUUUAUAAACUCUUGAAACAAUCCAAACAUGACAAUUUAAUUCACACGGUAACAUUCAUUUAGUCGAUUCAAGUUUCAUCAGUCUUCACACCUCUCCUGGCGUCAGUGACCCCAGGACUUCCAUGUGAUCCCCCGAUAAGAUGUGUUUGACCCCUGUGAUAGCCCACGAAUGGUCAGCCAUCCAAACAAUGUCAUAAAUCGUGAUUGAGUCUUCACGCUGGGCCUCAGCGACAGCAAGUCGCUAGUCGCGAGUAUCACCUUCUCUCAUUCUUCCACUACAGUAAGACCCUAUGAUGCGUGAACCGUACAUGAUACAGACAACAUCCUGGUGUCAUUAUACUCCUUAGUGUGUGCUCUAACAUAUGGAGGAGGGAAUUGCCAGGGACCUCACGAUACGAUAUUAUCACCAUGCUUAGGUGCCGAUACGAUAUGUAUUUCGAUUCUCACGAUUCUAUAAGUAUUGCGAUUUGAUACAGUAUGUCUGGUGCGGAGAGAUAAGCGAGAGCAUGGGACAAUGAGUUUUGAUCAGUCAUGGAAAUAAAAGUGCUGAAAACAUGUUGGCUCACUAUUUAAAAAGAUGGAGAACAAGCUAUAGGAUACCUGAGUUUUGGCGAGUUUUAUAUUUUUUACAGAUCUAUACUCAAAGUAUCGAUAUAAUAUCGGCCACAAUAAUAUUGCGAUAUGUAACUGUAGAUUUUUUUUAUACCCCUUAUCACUAAUAUGGAGUAUGUCUAAAUUCUGAAAUGCAAUUCUUUACAUUUAUUUAGUCAACAUAAACAUUUUAAAUAUCUCAUAAGUACCCUUUUUGAUUUUGUUAAUUUUAAGACAUUGGUUGGAAAAAUAUACUCUAACAUGCUGACCAGACCACACCGUGCGCAUGUUGAUUUUGUCCGACCACACCAGACGCGAUCAGGACACCCAGGUUGAAAUAUCUAAACGAACUCUGAACCAACUACACUGCUCAAAAAAAUUAAGGGAACACUUAAACAACACAUCCUAGAUCUGAAUGAAUGAAAUAAUCUUAUUAAAUACUUUUUUCUUUACAUAGUUGAAUGUGCUGACAACACAAUCACACAAAUAUUAUCAAUGGAAAUCAAAUGUAUCAACCCAUGGAGGUCUGGAUUUGGAGUCACCCUCAAAAUUAAAGUGGAAAACCACACUACAGGCUGAUCCAACUUUGAUGUAAUGGCCUUAAAACAAGUCAAAAUGAUGCUCAGUAGUGUGUGUGGCCUCCACGUGCCUGUAUGACCUCCCUACAACGCCUGGGCAUGCUCCUGAUGAGGUGGCGGAUGGUCUCCUUAGGGAUCUCCUCCCAGACCUGGACUAAAGCAUCCGCCAACUCCUGGACAGUCUGUGGUGCAACGUGGCGUUGGUGGAUGGAGCGAGACAUGAUGUCCCAGAUGUGCUCAAUUGGAUUCAGGUCUGGGGAAUGGGCGAGCCAGUCCAUAGCAUCAAUGCCUUCCUCUUGCAGGAACUGCUGACACACUCCAGCCACAUGAGGUCUAGAAUUGUCUUGCAUUAGGAGGAACCCAGGGCCAACCGCACCAGCAUAUGGUCUCACAAGGGGUCUGAGGAUCUCAUCUCGGUACCUAAUGGCAGUCAGGCUACCUCUGGCGAGCACAUGGAGGGCUGUGCGGCCCCCCAAAGAAAUGCCACCCCACACCAUGACUGACCCACCGCCAAACCGGUCAUGCUGGAGGAUGUUGCAGGCAGCAGAACGUUCUCCACGGCGUCUCCAGACUCUGUCAUGUCUGUCACGUGCUCAGUGUGAACCUGCUUUCAUCUGUGAAGAGCACAGGGCGCCAGUGGCGAAUUUGCCAAUCUUGGUGUUCUCUGGCAAAUGCCAAACGUCCUGCACGGUGUUGGGCUGUAAGCACAACCCCCACCUGUGGAUGUCGGGCCCUCAUACCACCCUCAUGGAGUCUGUUUCUGACCGUUUGAGCAGACACAUGCACAUUUGUGGCCUGCUGGAGGUCAUUUUGCAGGGCUCUGGCAGUGCUCCUCCUGCUCCUCCUUGCACAAAGGCGGAGGUAGCGGUCCUGCUGCUGGGUUGUUGCCCUCCUACGGCCUCCUCCACGUCUCCUGAUGUACUGGCCUGUCUCCUGGUAGCGCCUCCAUGCUCUGGACACUAUGCUGACAGACACAGCAUACCUUCUUGCCACAGCUCGCAUUGAUGUGCCAUCCUGGAUGAGCUGCACUACCUGAGCCACUUGUGUGGGUUGUAGACUCCGUCUCAUGCUACCACUAGAGUGAAAGCACCGCCAGCAUUCAAAAGUGACCAAAACAUCAACCAGGAACCAUAGGAACUGAGAAGUGGUCUGUGGUCACCACCUGAAGAACCACUUCUUUUUUGGGGGUGUCUUGCUAAUUGCCUAUAAUUUCCACCUGUUGUCUAUUCCAUUUGCACAACAGCAUGUGACAUUUAUUGUCAAUCAGUGUUGCUUCCUAAGUGGACAGUUUGAUUUCACAGAAGUGUGAUUGACUUGGAGUUACAUUGUGUUGUUUAAGUGUUCCCUUUAUUUUUUUGAGCAGUGUAUAUUAAUUUGGGGACAGGUCGAAAAGCAUUAAACAUUUAUGGCAAUUUAGCUAGAUAGCUUGCUGUUGCUUGCUAAUUUGUCCUGGGAUAUAAACAUUGGGUUGUUAUUUUACCUGAAAUGCACAAGGUUCUCUACUCCGACAAUUAAUCCAUAGAUAAAAGGGUAAACAGAGUUUGUUUCUAGUAAUCUCUCGGUUGGCAACCAACUUUAAGAUGCAUUAACACCACCAACUGCACUGGAGUGUGGACCUCUCAUCUUUCAAUCACCCACGUGGGUAUAUGCUCCUAAAAACCGAUGGGAGAGGUGGGACUUGCAGCGCGUCAGGCGUCACAAAUAGAACCAAGUUCUAUUUUAGCGCCUGGCUACGCAGACACUCAUUGAGGCGCGCGAGCAGUGUCGGUGCAAUGAUUUGAAUAACACGUAUGUGUACAUUUAUUUACACGCGACGCAAGCGGUGGGGUCAGCAUGUAAGGACAUCAAAUUUCCAGAGUUGUUUGUCUGCUAAUUUUGAAGUUAUGAUACAUUUUAUUACCAACACAGUGAAUGGGAAAAUGGAUUCAAAUGGAACUUCCUCUGCUGGUGAUUUGCUGAAUGUGCAAUCCUAAAAGAGGGCUAUGAUUUCUUAAUGACCUUAUUGUCAAUUUCUGUGUAUAAAAUGGGUCAUAUCUUCAAAGGUACCAGAGAGCCCACUGACACUAUAAGUAUAAUGACACCAAGAUAUUGUCUGUAUCAUGUACGGUUCACGGAUCAUAGGUUCUUACAGGAGGCAUUUUCAUCAUGAUAAAAACAAAAGAAUACCUUGAUACAAAUGUAAAAAGCAUGUCUAACAUACUUCCCUUCCAAUAAAGUUUCUAUGUGAGAAUUGCCAGAACAAUCUGAGAUACCCAAAAUAUUUUCGGGCUGUCCUGGCGUGGAACCACCCUGCUACAAUAAUAUAUUUGAGUAAAUAAGGAAGUGUAACAAACAAAUAGCCUAGUUAUAGCAGCAUUCAAAUCUAUGAAUGCAACCCUGUGUUGUAUCCAUGAUUUCAUUUAGAUCAUUCUCCCUCUGGAGUGGUUCCCCCUGAACAAACCCAGUGCUGGAGACUACUUUCACAUGGCCUACAAUGUCAUCACGCCAUUCCUACUGCUCAAGGUGGGUGACUGUCUGGAACCACCAAACACAAACUGCAAUGCUGGUUGAUACCGUUUGUUCACAAUCACAGUUGGCCUAUAAGAAGCUACAGUGACAAUAAAAUGUGUCCCAAAUAAUCUAUUUCAAUAUGUAAUUAAUUAAUUAAUCUGAUGAAUUUGUGAUGCACACAUGCUAUACUAAGCGUGUGUGUGUGUGGUACGCACUGACUGUGUGUGUUUACAUGCCUGUUAAUGUGUGUGUGCUCUCGUACCUCUCUGAGCAGCUGAUUGAGCGGAGUCCCAGGGCCCUGCCUCGCUCCGCUGUGUACCUGAGCAUCAUCACCUUUGUGAUGGGCGCCAGCAUCCACCUGGUGGGAGACUCCAUCAACCACCGUCUCCUGCUGAGCGGUUACCAGCUCCACCUGUCUGUCAGAGAGAACCCCAUCAUCAAAGACCUCAAACCUGCUACACUGGUAGGCUAUACCUUUUUAUUAUAUAAGAUAUACUUCGUUAGUCCAUAUGGGAUGGAAAUGUGUCUUCUGCUUUUUACCCAACCCCUCUGAUACAAUCUGACCAACGUAUGCAAAAUUAUAGUUGUGGGUUAACCGAGAUGAAUGAACGCAUGGUGCCUGGUAGAGCUCAAAUGUAUGCUGUUUUAUAUCAACCAACCAAAAAAUGCUGAUGAUGUUUGAAAAUGUUUCUUAUUUUAUUUAUUUUAGAUUGAUUCGUUUGAACUUCUUUAUUUUUAUGAUGAACAGCUGGGACAUUUAAUGUGGUAGGUAUCGGAUCAUGUAGUAAUUUCUUUUAAUGGGAUAUUCUCUUCUGCGUAAAACUGGAAUUGGUUGAUAUUAUAACUUAGUUUAAAACCUGUUUUAAAGUGGUUGAACAUUGACUGUUUUUCAAAUGUAGUUGCUUUGAUGUAUUUAUGUCUGUAUAUCUAAAAAUCUAAUCUAAUUUUAUUGUUCGGGUACACAUGCUUUGCAGAUGUUAUUGCGGGUGUAGAGAAAAGCUUAUGUUUCCUAGCUCCAACAGUGCAGUAAUACCUAACAAUACAAAACAAUAAACGCAAGUCACAAAAAUUUAAAUAAAGGAAUUAAGAAAUAUAGGAAUUUUAGAACGAGCAAUGUCAGAGUCCGGAAUAUAAAUAUGUAUGUAUAUGUUGGUAUGUAUAGACAAUGAGAUUAUGGACAGCAUAUGAAUAGAAAAGGUGUGUACAGCAGUAGUUAUAUAGGAUGAGCCUGGACUAGAAUACACUAUAUACAUCAGAAGUGGGGAAAACAGUAUGUAAACAUUAUUAAAGUUCAAUAUGUGUAAUAAGUUGACAUGAAGUAGUUUUCAACAGAGUUCUCUCUACCUCCAGGUAUAUUCCUUUCUUCGUCAUCCUCUUCCUCUACUUCACCGGCUGUUUUACUCACGUCAAAGAGGAUAAGACGAUGCCCCUGUCUGGUUGGCUGCUACUCGGACCCAGUGCCCUCUACUAUUGGUCAGUCCCCUCAUUACUUCCUUAUUUUGACUUGAGUAAAGUUUUCUGAGCAAAACAGCUCCAAGUGAUUUUAAUUUUGGAAAUCUAUAGCAAGAUAUAUGUGAUCUUAUACAAAUGUAAGCAAGUUUUGAAAUUAUUGUUUUAGUCAAAUAUCUGUUUGGGCUUCUUGAGGUCAAUUUGCAGUCUACAAAUUAUUUGUCAUGAUGUUCCGGCCCCCUGACCAUCUGCUGAAGAAAAAAUUGGCCCGCUGCUUAAUCUAGUUGAUGAUCCCUGCCAUACAACACUCCUUCCGUAGCCUCCAACUGCUCUUAAACCACUAGUAAAACUAAAUGCAUGCUCUUCAAUCGAACGCUGCUGGCACCCGCCCACCCGACUAGAAUCACUACUCUCGACGGGUCUGACCUAGAGUAUGUGGACAACUACAAAUACCUAGGUGUCUGGUUAGACUGUAAACUCUCCUUCCAGACUCACAUUAAGCAUCUCCAAUCCAAAGUUAAAUCUAGAAUCGGCUUCCUAUUUCGCAACAAAGCCUCCUUCAAUCAUGCUGCCAAACAUGCCCUCGUAAAACUGACUAUCCUACCGAUCUUUGACUUCGGCGAUGUCAUUUACAAAAUAGCCUCCAACACUCUACUCAGCAAAUUGGAUGUAGUCUAUCACAGUGCCAUCCGUUUUGUCACCAAAGCCCCAUAUACUACCCACCACUGUGACCUGUACGCUCUUGUUGGCUGGCCCUCACUACAUAUUCGUCGUCAAACCCACUGGCUACAGGCCAUCUAUAAAUCACUACUAGGCAAAUCCCCGCCUUAUCUUAGCUCAUUGGUCACCAUAGCAACACCCACCCGUAGUAUGCGCUCCAGCAGGUAUAUCUCACUGGUCAUCCCCAAAGCCAACACCUCCUUUGACCACCAUUCCUUCCAGUUCUCUGCUGCCAAUGACUGGAACGAACUGCAAAAAUCUCUGAAGCUGGAGACUCUUAUCUCCCUCACUAACUUUAAGCAUCAGUUGUCAGAGCACCUUACCGAUCACUGCACCUGUACACAGCCCAUCUGAAAUUAGCCCAACCAACUACCUCAUCCCCAUAUUGUUAUUUAUUUUGCUCAUUUGCACCCCAGUAUCUCUAUUUGCACAUCAUCUCUUGCACAUCUAUCAUUCCAGUGUUAAUACUAAUUGUAAUUAUUUUGCACUAUGGCCUAUUUAUUGCCUUACCUCCAUAACUUGCUACAUUUGCACACACUGUAUAUAUAUUUUCUGUUGUAUUUUUGACUUUAUGUUUUGUUUUACCCCAUAUGUAACUCUGUGUUGUUUUUAUCGCACUGCUUUGCUUUAUCUUGGCCAGGUUGCAGUUGUAAAUGAGAACUUGUUCUCAACUGGCUUACCUGGUUAAAUAAAGUUAAAAAAAUAAAUAGAGGUUUGCUGAAUUCUAAUUGGCAAUUGUACUCCAUUGUGUGAUUUAUGUCAUACUGUAAGUACCUGAAGUAUGGGACAUUUCACUGUGUGAAGCGUGGCUCAACUCUUUGUAAGUAUUUUCUUCUAAAAAGUGAAAGUAUCUUGACUGCAGCUCUCACUUCUGCCCCUCUCUCACACCUUCUCAGGUACUUGGUCACGGAGGGUCAGAUCUUCCAACUCUUCCUCCUCACCUUCCUAGCUAUGGUAGCCACGGUGAUCCACCAGCGACAUAAGGGCUCGGUCCCGGACGCCAACGGCCACUUUCUGUUCGCCAGCUUCUCUGUCACCAUGUGCCUGGUCGCCGUGUGGGUGGCCUGGCUGUGGAGCGACCCAGUGCUGCGUAAGAAAUAUCCUGGUCUCUUGUACGUCCCCGAACCCUGGUCCUACUACACGUUACACGUCAAGGACAGCCAAUGAUGGGAGUGACAACAGGUGAGUGUCCAGUAAGAUGCUAGUUUGUGUUAGCCUGGGUGCCAGUUUGAUGAUGAUAGUUUGUGUUAGCCUGGGUGCCACUAUGAUGCUAGUUUGUGUUAGCCUGGGUGCCACUAUGAUGAUGCUAGUUUGUGUUAGCCUGGGUGCCAUUAUGAUAACGCUAGUUUGUGUUAGCCUAGGAGCCAGUAUGAUGCUAGUUUGUGUUCGCCUGGGUGCCAGUAUGACAUUGCUAGUUUGUGUUAGCCUGGGUGCCAGUAUGACAUUGCUAGUUUGUGUUAGCCUGGGUGCCAGUAUGACAUGCUAGUUUGUGUUAGCCUGGGUGCCAGUAUGUGACAUUGCUAGUUUGUGUUAGCCUGGGUGCCAGUAUGAUGAUGCUAGUUUGUGUUAGCCUGGGAGCCAGUAUGAUGAUGCUAGUUUGUGUUAACAAUUAGUUAUCCAGGUUAGGUUUGCAUGGAGUAAGGAAAGUUAUUAUGAGCCGUCCUUCCAUCACCACCCUCCUGUGGAAUGGACUAAUAUUGACUUACAUUUUGUAGAAUUUACAGGUCUGAAACUUUCCUUCGCCAGAUAAAUGGUGUAUCUGCUCUGCUCCCAAAUGGUGGAAUGACAUCAUCAGCAAGCGCCACAUGGAGUGUGGAUCAAGCACAGUGUUGUGGUGCAUUCUGGGACAGGCCCCUCUUUUCUACAGUUGCACCCAACCCCGUCUACAUGACAGUGACCAUCUUACAGUAUGUAAUGUUACAGUAUUCAUUUAAAAUGAGACAAACUUUGAAAUGAACUCAAAGAAAGGUCAGUGUCGUAUGUACUUGAACAUCAUUGGAUUGCUUAAUGUAAGUUGUUUAAACAUUUGAAAAUCUGAUAUUUUUUGUAAUAAAUGUUUCUUACUCCACUUUAUGUGUAUUGUGUUUAUGAGCUUUGAAGACAUGUUUAACUUUACUUGCUUAUAAGGUAUAACAGAUGUCAUCAUCAUCAGGGUUUUUCCCAUACUGAAGUAAGUCAUAUGUCUCCUAUAGCAGAUUUACAUUUGACAUUUUAGUAAUUUAGCAGACGCUCUUAUCCAGA
Molecule: messenger RNA, 9901 nt
Organism: Coregonus sp. 'balchen'
Lineage: Eukaryota; Metazoa; Chordata; Actinopteri; Salmoniformes; Salmonidae
Source: the annotation of a GenBank genome assembly